GGCUUCCGGGGGGCGGUGCGCGGGAAGGGAACCCCCGGGGGCCCCGCGGCGGCGGGCGAGACCCGGGGACCAGCCGCCUCCCCGGGGUUGGGUAGGGAUCCGUUGCGGGCCGGCCGCCAGUCUCAGCUCGGUCGCGGGCCAGGCCCGGCCCCGGUCCUGGGCGCAGCAUGAAGUGUCUGGUCACGGGCGGCAACGUGAAGGUGCUCGGCAAGGCCGUCCAUUCCCUGUCCCGUAUCGGGGAUGAGCUCUACCUGGAGCCCCUGGAAGACGGGCUCUCCCUCCGGACGGUGAACUCCUCUCGCUCUGCCUAUGCCUGCUUCCUCUUUGCCCCACUCUUCUUCCAGCAGUACCAGGCCGCCACCCCUGGUCAGGAAGCCCUGCGCUGUAAGAUCUUGAUGAAGUCGUUCCUGGCCGUCUUCCGCUCGCUGGCGAUGGUGGAGAAGACUGUGGAGAGAUGCUGCAUCUCGCUGAAUGGCAGGAACAGCCGCCUGGUGGUCCAGCUGCACUGCAGAUACGGGGUGAGGAAGACUCACAACCUGUCCUUCCAGGAAUGCGAGUCCCUGCAGGCCGUCUUCGACCCAGCCUUGUGCUCCCAUGUGCUCCGUGCCCCCGCACGGGUCCUGGGGGAGGCUGUUCAGCCCUUCCCCCCCACAUUGGCAGAAGUGACGCUGGGCAUCGGCUCUGGCCGCAGGGUCAUCCUGCGCAGCUACCAGGAGGAGGAGGCAGACAGGACUGUCAAAGCCAUGGUGACGGAGAUGAGCAUCGGGGAGGAGGACUUCCAGCAGCUGCAGGCCCAGGAAGGGGUGGCCAUCACUUUCUGCCUCAAGGAAUUCCGGGGACUCCUGACUUUCGCAGAGUCCGCAAACUUGUCUCUUAGCAUUCACUUCGAUGUGCCGGGCAGGACCUGUCAUCUGCCUAGGCCAGCCAUCUUUGCCAUCAAGGACUCCCUGCUGGACGGACACUUCGUCCUGGCCACAAUGUCCGAGUCGGACCUGCGCUCCCCAGAGCUACACAGGCUGGCGCCUCCGCUCCAGGCUCACAGCACACCCCACCUGGAUGACUUUGCCAAUGACGACAUUGACUCUUACAUGAUCGCCAUGGAAACUACUGCAGACAUCGAGGGCUCCCGGGCAGUACCCUCUGUGUCCUUUUCACCUGGCCACCAGCCCCCUUCUAGCCCUGGCCCCUACUCAGAGGACAACGACACUGAGCCCAGUAUAGAGCCUGGGACUCCCCCCCCCAAGAAGUUCCGCUCGCUGUUCUUUGGCUCCGUCCUCGCCCCUGCACACUCCCCUCCCGGCCCCAGCCCUGUGCUGGCUGAAGAUAGUGAGGGUGAAGGCUGAACCGAGAACAAGCCCAUGUCCAGAGGCCCUGGACUAGACGAAGCCACGGCCUCCCCCUUCCCCCAGAGGGCUGAUCUCUGCCCUGGUGGGUGGUAAAGGCAGGCUGUGCUGGA
Molecule: messenger RNA, 1456 nt
Organism: Leopardus geoffroyi (Geoffroy's cat)
Lineage: Eukaryota; Metazoa; Chordata; Mammalia; Carnivora; Felidae
Gene: RAD9A
Product: RAD9 checkpoint clamp component A
Exons: 11
Coding region: 168-1343 (391 amino acids)
Biological process (GO): mitotic intra-S DNA damage checkpoint signaling; cellular response to ionizing radiation; DNA replication checkpoint signaling
Cellular component (GO): checkpoint clamp complex
Source: RefSeq, a predicted model, not a curated record